Molecule: messenger RNA, 2093 nt
Organism: Mandrillus leucophaeus (drill)
Lineage: Eukaryota; Metazoa; Chordata; Mammalia; Primates; Cercopithecidae
Gene: VPS37A
Product: vacuolar protein sorting 37 homolog A (S. cerevisiae)
Exons: 12
Coding region: 312-1505 (397 amino acids)
Biological process (GO): protein targeting to membrane; protein targeting to vacuole; ubiquitin-dependent protein catabolic process via the multivesicular body sorting pathway
Cellular component (GO): ESCRT I complex
Source: RefSeq, a predicted model, not a curated record
UGACGGCGGGGUGGGUUGUGGAGCGCUGAGUGGCCAGGCUGCCUGACUGGCCGGCUUGGGCGUCUGGGCCGUGAAGGUGGGACCGCCGGUUGUGGGCGGCAAGUUCCCCUCUCCAGCCUCCCGCCGUUCGUAGCAUGUCCCCCAGAACCCGGGGAGCGCAGGUAGGACUGGCUUAGAGAAGACGCGGUCCCUAGCGCUUGGACCACGGACGUGCCACACCGCUCCUCUGUCGCUGGAGAACCGCCGGGCCGAGCCGCUGGGAGAAGCAGGCCAGAGCCUUCCAGGGCCUCCGGCCCGGGGACCCGAGGAGAAUGAGCUGGCUCUUUCCCCUGAGCAAGAGCGCCUCCUCGUCCGCAGCUGGGUCCCCCGGUGGCCUCACCAGCCUCCAGCAGCAGAAACAGCGCCUGAUCGAGUCCCUCCGGAACUCACACUCCAGUAUAGCCGAAAUACAGAAAGAUGUGGAAUACAGAUUGCCAUUCACCAUAAACAACCUGACAAUUAACAUUAAUAUAUUGCUUCCUCCACAAUUUCCUCAGGAAAAACCAGUGAUCAGUGUUUAUCCACCGAUACGACAUCACUUAAUGGAUAAACAAGGAGUGUAUGUUACCUCUCCAUUAGUAAACAAUUUUACCAUGCACUCAGAUCUUGGAAAAAUUAUUCAAAGUCUGUUGGAUGAGUUUUGGAAGAACCCUCCAGUUUUAGCUCCUACUUCAACAGCAUUUCCUUAUCUAUACAGUAACCCAAGUGGGAUGCCUCCUUAUGCUUCUCAGGGUUUUCCAUUUCUUCCUCCAUAUCCUCCACAAGAAGCAAACAGGAAUAUCACUUCUUUAUCUGUUGCUGACACUGUUUCUUCUUCAACAACAAGUUAUACCACAGCCAAGCCUGCCGCUCCUUCAUUUGGUGUCCUUUCAAAUCUGCCAUUACCCAUUCCCACAAUGGAUGCUUCAAUACCGACAAGCCAAAAUGGUUUUGGUUACAAGAUGCCAGAUGUCCCUGAUGCAUUUCCAGAACUCUCAGAACUAAGUGUGACACAACUCACAGAUAUGAAUGAACAAGAGGAGGUAUUACUAGAACAGUUUCUGACUUUGCCUCAACUAAAACAAAUUAUUACUGACAAAGAUGACUUAGUAAAAAGUAUUGAGGAACUAGCAAGAAAAAAUCUCCUUUUGGAGCCCAGCUUGGAAGCCAAAAGGCAAACUGUUUUAGAUAAGUAUGAAUUACUUACACAAAUGAAGUCUACUUUCGAAAAGAAGAUGCAAAGGCAGCAUGAACUUAGUGAGAGCUGUAGUGCAAGUGCCCUACAGGCAAGAUUGAAAGUAGCUGCACAUGAAGCUGAGGAAGAAUCUGAUAAUAUUGCAGAAGACUUCUUGGAGGGAAAGAUGGAAAUAGAUGAUUUUCUCAGUAGCUUCAUGGAAAAGAGAACAAUUUGCCACUGUAGAAGAGCCAAGGAAGAGAAACUUCAGCAGGCAAUAGCAAUGCACAGCCAAUUUCAUGCUCCACUAUAGAUUUUCCUGGAAACAUGAACUGCCAAGAGAGGAAUGGGACACAAAACUAAACACCAUUUUAUAUUUAUGGUUUGCAAACUGGCAUUUCAUCAGUGGCUAAAUUCACAGAUAUCCUAUAUAGAUUGUAUACAGAACUGAGACUGAUUUUGUACAGAUUAGAAUGAUUGCUAUGAUCUUUACUUUGAGAAAUUUUUCUGCACUAUUUGCACUGAAAUGUUUAUUUAUUGUUGAUAAAUCCUAUCAUAUUUAAGUUCCACUGCUGUUCCUCUUACCUUGAUUAAAUGCCUAUGCAUGUAAUUUUAGCUAGUUUUUAAUAUUUUAUAAAACUUCAUUUAAAUUUGUAUUUUUAACUUGAAGCUCCAUUUCUUUAUCAAGAGUGGUAUUUAGAUUUUUUUCCUCUUAACCUUUUUUGAAAAACUAUUUUCAACUGUGAGGAAACCCUUAUUUUUCUUUCUUUCUGGAUAAAACUUUCAAAAGCAAUUUAAGAUAUUCAUAGUAUUAGGAAACACCAAACCUGCCUAUGUGCCAUCUCACAAAAGAAACUUUUAAUACCUACAAUAAAUCAAAAGAAUAAACCAGCUAUUCUUA